Messenger RNA from Peromyscus maniculatus bairdii (prairie deer mouse), 1973 nucleotides. NCBI's taxonomy places the organism in Eukaryota, Metazoa, Chordata, Mammalia, Rodentia, Cricetidae. The record is from RefSeq and is a predicted model, not a curated record.
GGGAGGUGGGACCGGCGGAGAGGGGCGGCCGUGGGGCCCGGCCGGGCUGGGGCGGGGGGCCGCAGCCAUGAUCCGGGCCUUCUCGUUCCCGGUGAGCCCGGAGCGGGGUCGGCUGCGGGGAUGGCUGGAAGGCAGCCUGGCCGGGCUCUGCGAGUUGCAUUGGCUCCGAGAGAGGCAGGAGUACCGCGUGCAGCAGGCGCUGCGGCUGGCCCAGCCCGGGAUGGGGGGCGCCGAGGCCGAGGACGAGGAGGACGCCGAGGAGGACGAGGAUGCGGCAGCGGCGCGCAGGGCCGCGGCGGCGCUGGAGGAGCAGCUGGAGGCCCUGCCUGGGCUCAUCUGGGACCUGGGUCAGCAGCUGGGAGACCUGAGUCUGGAGUCUGGGGGCCUGGACCAGGAGAGUGGGCGCAGCUCAGGCUUCUAUGAAGACCCCAGUUCUACAGGAGGCCCCGAUUCACCACCCUCUACCUUCUGUGGGGACAGUGGCUUCUCCGGAUCUGGCUCCUAUGGACGCCUGGGUCCCUCGGACCCCCGGGGCAUCUAUGCCAGCGAGAGACCCAAGUCCCUAGGUGACGCCAGUCCCAGCGCUCCGGAGUCGGUGGGCCCCCGGGCCGCGGUGCCUCGCUCCUUCUCAGCUCCCUACCCGACGGCGGCGGGCGCCGAGGCCUGCUCCUCCGCCGAGAGGCGUGCGCGAGCGGGGCCCUUCCUGACGCCCAGCCCGCUCUCGCCGUCCGCGCCCUCGCGCCGCCUACUGUACGGCUGCGCGGGCAGCGACUCCGAGUGCUCGGCGGUAGGGCGGCCAGUGCCGCUAGGCCGUCGGAUGCCGUCGGGGUGCGGCCCCGGAGGUUAUGGCGAGAGCGAGUCGAGCGCCAGCGAGGGCGAGUCACCCGCCUUCAGCUCUGCCUCCAGCGACUCCGACGGCAGCGGAGGCCUCGUGUGGCCUCAGCAGCUGGUGGCGGCCGCCGGAGCCUCGCCAUCGGGGCCCGGGGGUGCGGCGGGUGUUGCGACCCCCGCGGGCCCCGCCAAGGUCUUCGUGAAGAUCAAGGCAUCGCACGCGCUGAAGAAAAAGAUCCUGCGUUUCAGGUCCGGUUCUCUGAAGGUCAUGACGACUGUGUGAGUUGGGGGGGAUGGGCUCGGGAUCCACGUCCAUGGCCUCUGCACCCCCACACUUCUCAUCCUCGACCCCCCUCCACACCCACCUUCCAAAGACCACCGGUUUUCUCUGCUUCCAAAGACCCUCCUCACUCACCGCCCGCUGUCCAUAGCCGUCCUGGAGAGGCUGCCCCUCUCCCCCCAUUGAGAGGCGCUCAGAUUGUCCCAGUACAGCUGUUUUGCAAAUCCUUGAACCAGAAAGGGUCCCUCUGUGGGCCUCGCUCUCCCCAUCUGUACAAUGGAUGUCCAUGUAUGCAAAAGCAGUAAUUCCGUUCGGGUCCCCUCUCCCCCUGUUUUAGUUUAAAAGCUUAGUCUGCUCCCUCUCCAUUUCUCUCAUAGAGCUUUCUCAUUCCUCUUUUCCUUGCCCAGAUUGGGCUCCCUUCUCAUUCACAAAGUGCCCCCUCCAUGUCCCUGGACCCUUAGGAUAUCCCCUGGGGCCCCCGGGUCAGAGACUCUGACUCAGGUUAUGCCUGCAGAGUGCCCCGGAAGAAGUGGCACUCACGUCUUAGGGCCUUUGAGGGUCACGUAGGAGUUGCCAACACCUGGAAAGGACUCGCUCUUUCUGCUCCAUCCCUGGACGAUUAUGGAGGACUGGGAGGUUAGAGAGAGGAAGAUGGUUUCAAUCUCGUGCCUCUCCCCACCGGGAGUGGGGGAAGCUCAGUGACCCUCAGCUGUUCCAAUCCAGUGGGUUUUUUUAUUUUUUAUUUUGAUUUAAAAAAAAAAUUACUGUAUUUAUUAUGACAAUGGUGACUCCCCGGUGCAUGGGGGGCCAGAUUCUGUGUGUUUCUCUAACCUCUUUGUAAAUAAAUGCACAGUGUUACAUA